CCUUGAACAUAUUUUUCUCUCAUAUUUUUCUUUUUUGGCUUGCCAUGGCGAUGGCUGAUGACGAGCAGUACCGGUCUCCAACCGGCCGUCAACCUGUGUCAAAAAUUUGUAGGGUUUGUAGCGAUGAGAUUGGAUACAAAGAAGAUGGUACUUUGUUUGUGGCGUGUCAUAAAUGCGGGUUCCCAGUUUGUCGGCCUUGCUAUGACUAUGAAAGGAGUGAUGGGAACCAGAGCUGUCCUCAGUGCAACACCCGCUAUAAGCGUCAUAAGGGAUGUCCUAGGGUUGCUGGAGACGAGGAAAACAGCGAUGCGGACGAUUCUGACGAUGAUCUUCAGAUUAAGAAUAGUCAUCAUGAUGACUCCGAUAUGCAACAUGUCACUAACCAUUUGGAAAAUGGGGACUACAAUUACCACCAACAGCAUCCUUAUAAUGGUUCUGUUGAAGGAAAUGUUGCUGGUAAGGAAUUUGAAGGAGAGAAAGAGGUGUACAGUAAUGGAGAAUGGAAAGAGAGAGUACAGAAAUGGAAGGUCAAGCAAGAAAAGAGAGGUUUCCUUGGCAAAGAUAAUGGAAAUAAAGAUCGGGGAGAUGACGAUGAAUUCCUUUUGGCUGAAGCCAGGCAACCAAUGUGGCGAAAAAUACCAAUCUCCUCAAGCAAAAUCAAUCCAUAUCGCUCAGUCAUUGUUCUCAGGCUCAUCAUUCUUGCUUUCUUCCUCCGCUUCCGAGUUUCAAAUCCAGCACAUGAUGCUUAUCCGUUGUGGCUUAUCUCUGUAAUAUGCGAGAUAUGGUUUUCCCUCUCUUGGAUAAUUGACCAGUUCCCUAAAUGGAGCCCCAUCAUCCGAGAAACUUACUUGGACCGCUUGUCCCUGAGGUUUGAGCGUGAGGGAGAACCAAACCGUUUGGCCCCAGUUGAUGUCUUUGUGACUACUGUUGACUCUGUCAAGGAACCGCCAAUCAUAACAGCGAACACUGUUCUUUCGAUCUUGUCUGUUGAUUACCCUGUUGAUAAGGUGAGCUGUUAUGUGUCGGAUGAGGGUGCAUCGAUGCUCAGUUUUGAUACGAUCGCAGAAACUGCCGAGUUUGCAAGAAGAUGGGUGCCAUUUUGCAAGAAAUAUAACAUUGAGCCAAGGGCACCAGAGUUCUACUUCUCUGAGAAGAUUGAUUACUUAAAAGACAAGGUGUUGCCCAGCUUUGUAAAGGAGCGUAGGUCCAUGAAAAGAGAGUAUGAAGAGUUCAAAGUAAGGAUUAAUGCAUUGGUGGCAAAGUCUCAGAAGAAACCAGAAGAAGGAUGGGUGAUGCAAGACGGUGCCCCGUGGCCUGGAAAUGACACCGGUGAUCAUCCAGGCAUGAUUCAGGUAUAUCUUGGGAGUGAAGGUGCACUGGAUCUAGAAGGUAAGGAGUUGUCGCGGCUAGUGUAUGUUUCACGUGAGAAACGACCUGGAUAUCCACACCACAAGAAACCUGGUGCCAUGAACGCCCUGGUACGAGUUUCUGCUGUACUUAGCAAUGCACCUUUCAUGCUGAAUCUGAAUUGUGACCACUACAUCAACAAUAGCAAGGCUGUACGGGAAGCCAUGUGCUUUCUGAGGGACCCCCAGGUGGGAAAGAAACUCUGCUUUGUCCAAUUUCCUCAAAGAUUCGAUGGCAUCGAUAGUCAUGAUAGAUAUGCCAAUCGCAACGUUGUGCUCUACGAUAUCAGCAUGAAAGGCUUGGAUGGCAUCCAAGGCCCGAUUUACGUUGGCACUGGAUGUGUAUUCAACAGGCAGGCAUUGUACGGCUAUGAUCCACCGGCGUCUGAGAAGCGGCCAAAGAUGACAUGUGAUUGCUGGACUUCAUGGUGCUGCUGCUGUUGUGGGAGUUCGAGGAAGUCAAAUACAAAGAAGAAAAGUACUGGAAAGAGCCUGCUUUGGGGACUUUAUAACAAGAAGAAAAAAAUGAUGGGGAAGAGUUGCUCGAAGAAAGGGUCUGGACCUACGUUUGAUCUUGAAGAUAUAGAAGAAGGGCUCGAAGGUUAUGAUGAGUUUGAGAAAUCAUCACUCAUGUCACAGAAGAAUUUCGAGAAACGGUUCGGACAAUCUCCAGUUUUUAUUGCUUCCACUCUUAUGGAAGAUGGUGGCCUUCCUGAAGGGACUGAUCAAACUUUACUUAUCAAAGAGGCCAUUCAUGUUAUCAGUUGCGGCUAUGACCAGAAAACUGAAUGGGGAAAAGAGAUUGGGUGGAUAUAUGGUUCCUCUAAAGAUGAUAUCUUGACAAGCCUCAAGAUGCACUGCAGAGGAUGGAAGUCAGUGUACUGCAUGCCAGAGCGAGCAGCUUUCAAGGGAUCGGCUCCAAUUAAUCUAUCAGAUCGUUUACACCAAGUUCUGACAUGGGCUGUUGGCUCUGUUGAAAUUUUCUUUAGUCGCCACUGCCCACUUUGGUAUGCUUAUGGAGGAAAACUGAAAUGGCUGGAAAGACUGGCUUACAUUAACGCCAUUGUUUACCCUUUUACUUCCAUCCCUCUGCUUGCAUACUGCGCCGUUCCUGCCAUCUGUCUUCUGAGUGGAAAGUUCAUCAUCCCCACGCUGACAAACAUUCCUGGCGGAUGGUUCAUGGCUCUUCUCCUCUCCAUCAUAGUAACAAGCGUGCUUGAGAUCAGAUGGAGUGGUGUUGGCAUUGAGGACUGGUGGCGCAGUGAGCAAUUCUGGGUGAUUGGGGGCGUUUCAGCACAUUUUUUUGCUGUUUUUCAAGGCCUCCUCAAAGUGAUUACUGGAGUGAGCACCAACUUCACAGUGACAUCAAAAUCAGGUGAUGAUGCUGAGGUAGGGGAGCUCUACCUCUUCAAGUGGACCAACCUUCUCAUCCCUCCAACCACUCUCAUAAUCAUGAACAUAGUAGGAGUUGUGGCCGGGGUUUCCGAUUCUAUUAACAACGGCUCUGGCUCAUGGGGUCUGUUAUUUGGGAAGCUACUUUUCGCCUUCUGGGUCAUUGCUCAUCUCUAUCCUUUCCUCAAAGGUUUAUUGGGCAAGCAAAACAGGACUCCUACCAUUAUAAUCCUUUGGUCCAUACUUCUUGCAUCAAUUUUGUCAAUGCUUUGGGUUCGAAUCGAUCCUUUCUUGCCUAAGCAAACUGGGCCAAUUCUUAAACCUUGUGGGGUGGAGUGCUAGAUUUGCUCGUUUACCUUUCCCUUCUAGCGAUUCUCAUUCUUGUUGAUUCCAGUAUGUAGUGCUACUUUUUGCUUGUUUCAGUCUUCAAUUGAGAGUGAGUUCAUUUGUUGUGUAUAGGCAUUUUAAGAGACUUUUUACAUACCAAAGGGUAGA
Molecule: messenger RNA, 3293 nt
Organism: Juglans microcarpa x Juglans regia
Lineage: Eukaryota; Viridiplantae; Streptophyta; Magnoliopsida; Fagales; Juglandaceae
Product: cellulose synthase A catalytic subunit 4 [UDP-forming]-like
Exons: 12
Coding region: 45-3140 (1031 amino acids)
Biological process (GO): cellulose biosynthetic process; plant-type primary cell wall biogenesis
Cellular component (GO): plasma membrane; trans-Golgi network
Molecular function (GO): cellulose synthase (UDP-forming) activity
Source: RefSeq, a predicted model, not a curated record